Puntigrus tetrazona (Sumatra barb) is the source of this 13811-nucleotide messenger RNA. RefSeq names its product myosin XVAb (gene myo15ab). The record is from RefSeq and is a predicted model, not a curated record. Gene Ontology annotation, cellular component: cytoskeleton; myosin complex. Gene Ontology annotation, molecular function: protein binding; ATP binding; cytoskeletal motor activity. The transcript is spliced from 67 exons. Lineage: Eukaryota; Metazoa; Chordata; Actinopteri; Cypriniformes; Cyprinidae.
AUGCCAGGCAAAAAAGAUUUAAAAGCAGCAGCCAAGAAAGGAGGGAAACCAGAACCAGAAAAAAGUAAACCAAAGGAAGAAGAAAAGAAAGGAAAAGAUGACAAAAAAGGAGCAAAAGAUGACAAGAAGGGUGGAAAAGAUGACAAAAAGAAAGGAAAAGAAGAGCCACCCAAAGGUAAAGGGAAAGAUGAUGGUAAGAAAGGAAAGGAUAAAGGCAAGGGAAAAAAAGAGGUUAUUGAAUCCGAGGAGGGUUCAGAUGCUGAGUUGAUGGAUGACUUGAGCGAUGAGGAUGAGGAUGAAGAGUCAGACAGAGACAAAAGAAAGCGUGGUGGAAAAGAUAAAGAAGAUGAGGAGGAAAGUGAAGAGGAGGAUAAGAAAGCAAAAAAGAAAUCAAAAGAUCACCAUAAAUCUAAAGCUGAGGAUGAUGGAAAGAAGAAGAAAGCAAAAAAGAAGGAAGAUUCUCCACUUGGACCACCACCUGAAGACAAAAAGAAAAGAGGACUCAAAAACACUUCAAAACUCUUCAUGAGGUUCUCUGGAUUUAAGAAGAGGAAAAGCUCAAAGAAACGUCUUAAGAGCACUUCCAAGCUGUUUCUUGGACUUGGCAAAAGGAAGAAUCGUUUGCUUAAGAAAAAAAGGAGGAAAUCUCUUUUGAGAAAUGCUCCAAAGUUCAUGAUGCGCUUCAAAAACAGCAAGAAAAAGAAAAAAGAGAAGGAAAAAAAAGAUCCGUCAGAACCAAAGCCAACCUAUAUGCUUAUCAAAUUAGGUGGAAAUUCUAAAGAAGCGGAGAAGAAGCCAGGAUUUUUUAAAGGUUUUUUUGGAAAAAAGAAUUCAGGGGAUGGGACUGGUUUUAAAUAUAGGGGGCAAAUAUUAGGUAAGAUUGCUGGGGCAACAAAUUGGCUUACCAAGAGGUUCCUCUCCAUUAAGGGUCGUCAGAGUGGAAGGGACCAUGAUGCCUGGGGCCAGAAAAACAACAAAAAAUAUCCUGCUGGCAGUCGCCAAGCUAGCAUCCGAGGUUAUCACAAUUAUGCAUAUGAACAUGACACUGGAGGAUAUGAUUAUAGUAACCAGAGCAGGAUGGACAGAGGUGCAUUCCACAGACAGUCAAUUCAGAGGCACUCUAACAGGUAUAGUGAACAGUAUGGCCAUGUUCAGGGACAUCCUUCAUUUCCACAGCAAUACUCUCAGUAUGAAGAACCAAAUAACUAUUAUGACAUGCAAUCACAUGAUCAAGGCUAUUAUGAGUUGCAAAAUGGAUACUAUGACCCACAUGCAGCCAUUCAGGAUGAGGGUGAAUAUUAUGAUGAUGGUAUGGACUAUGGUGAUCCUUACGGAGCUCAGGAGCAGAUCGGCAAUUACCCACAGGAAAUGGGCUACUAUAGUCAACAGUAUCCACUGGAUCCUUAUUUCGAUGAUGGCAUGGAGUACUAUGAUGACAAUCAUUAUCCAAUUGGGAACAGCUAUGAUCUGUAUGGGAAUGAAAUUAAUCCAUAUGCCCAGACUCAGUAUGGAUAUUAUGAUGACCCUCAAGGCUUCUAUAGUGACCCAUAUGAAGUUGAAAUUUCAGAUGAUCCAUAUAUGGAUGCUUAUGGGGAUGCUUAUGACGAUCCUUAUUUUCAGGACUAUCAGGUUAACUACAGUGAAACAGAUGUUGACCCAUAUCUACAAUCUUCCUACAAUAUGUAUGAUCCGUAUAGUUAUCCAAUGCAAGACAUUAUGGAAGGUGAAGAGGCUUAUGGAAUGUAUGGUGAGAACUAUGGAGAUUUCUCUAUGGAAACUAUGCCCCUUCACGGAGAUAUGGAGUUCAGACUCCCAAGACCCCAGGUCAAGAUUUUUGGUAAAGAAAGGAUUGAUGUUGAGCUUCCUCCUUUGCCUCCACAAUAUGAUUUUGAGGAAAUGUCAGACAUACAAUAUGAAAAUUAUCCGUAUAUACCUGGAGCCACAAUGGAUGAUGGUUUUUCACAGACAGUUCAUCCUCAAGAAAUGUUUCAUCCCGCAAUGCCCCAAGUACCCACACCAACAGCCAUGCUAAUUAAGCAAGCAAAUAAUCCCCAGGGAUUUGUCAAUCAACAUAUGUCACAUAUGGCUCAAGCUGGUGGAUUUCCACCAUCUCCCACACCAAGCAGGAGGUCUAUGCCAGGAAUGGCCUCCCCUCUGCCUAGGCCUAUGCCACCCAUGGCAACCAUGGAACCUAUGUCAAGUUUUGGAGAGCCGGUAAUGGACGUUAGACGUUCCCCCGUACCUAUGCGCAGACCAAGCCCCCAUGCCUCUCCACAGCUAUCCAUGCAUCCUGGUGCUCCACACCCUAUGAGAAGAAGCCCAUCCCCACAGCCCUCUCUGCGUGGCAUUGGAGGCAUGGGAGCACCUCCAUCUCCAAGACUAGCCAGAGGUAUGUCCUCUCCAAUAAGUCAUGUUCAUCACCCUCCAUCUCCAAUUGGACGCAAAAUGAGCCCACCUGUUUCUCCAACACUUUCUAGACGUUUACAGCCUCAGGCUUCAUUUAGAGAAGGGCCACCCACUUCACCAACAUCUCCUAGACGUUUGCAGCCUCAGGUUCCAUUUAGAGAAGGUCCACCUGCGUCACCAACAGUCCCUAGACGCUUGCAGCCUCAGGCAUCCUUUAGAGAGGCACCACCAUCUCCCCAGCCAGUGCCUGGCCGCUUACCCUCACGAGCUCCGUCUCUCUAUACCAGUCCUCCAGCUUCACCUCGUGCAUCUAUUCGGAGGAGGAGCCCCCCACAGUCUCCUCGUGCCUCAAUUAGGAGACCCAGUCCACCUUCCUCACCUUCACAAGUUCAUCGUCCAUUUGGUGCCAAGAAAUUUCAAGCUUCCCCAUCUCCUCUUAGGCGGGUGAGUCCUCCAUCUUCCCCUCAAAUGGGUAUGCGAACCAUGGCCAAUGUUCAACAGAGGGAUCUUCACAGGCCACAGUCUCCAUUAAUGCCUCAAAGAGUUUCACCUACUCCCUCUCGAAGAAGUUUUACUAUGGAACCAGACUCCCAACAACCACCACUGCAACGCAGAUCCCCCUCUCCUACCCUUUCCCGCAGGUCCACUCGCCUUAUGAAGGAUUCUCCACCUUUUGGGCCCCCUGGAGGUCGACCACGAGGAAGGGGCCGUCCAAACAUCCCGAUGGGAGCUGUGAAACCAUAUCCUGGCAGAGGGGGUCAUGCUGGAGCUCCAACACAAAAUGUGCGUCCGUUUAGACCAUCCAUACGUAGUAACAGGUCCAUGAUGCCUCAGGAUUUCACAGCCUCCCCACAACUCUCAGGUCAACACACUGGAAUGGGCAUGAGAGAACAAAGUCAUUUCAAUCUUCCAGGAACACCUGGUCCAAUGAGAAACCCACAGAGACCCAUUGGUCGUGGCCGUCCACUCAUGGCCAGACAGUCAGUGAGGCAUGGACCUGCCAUGAUGCCCCCUUCACCUCAACUUUCUCAAAAACACAUGCCCCCUCCAUCACCUCAGAUGUCUGUUAGACAUCUCUCACGACCAGGUUCUCCUCAUCCAUCUAUUAAACAUGGCUCCCCAUUACCCAUGCGUUCUACUUCCCCUAGGGCUCUGCCGACUUCUGUGCUUUCUGGUCCUCCGAUGUAUGAACCUUCAUUUGCAUCUCCUUUGCCUAUCGGCAUAGAGCCGAUCCCUGUAGAAUUUAAUCAGAUUAGUGGUGUUCCUCAGUCACCAAUGCUUACCGGUGCCCUCCAAAACCAAAGUAUUAGGAAUGCAUCCUAUAUUUCACCCGUUCAGCAGCCCAUGUCGCCUUAUGCUCCUGAGAUCAUUAAUGUUCCACAGGUUCCUGGUCAACCCCCUUCACCAGUUCCCUCCCUUGCCCUGCAGCCCCCUAAUCUAAACAAUGCUAUGCCUGUCUCCCAAUUGCAACCAGUACCGUCACCAUAUAGUCCUGAAAUGGUUGUACUGGAUCAGUAUACAGAACAGAUGGCAUCUCCACUUUUGUCAAAUGCCUUACAAAAUGCUCAACUAAGAGAAGCUUCCUACAUUUCGCCCAUGCAAAGACCAGGUUCACCUUAUGUUCCUGAAGUCGCUCAAUUUGGUCAGAUCCCUGAACAACUACCUAUUUCUUCCCCGUAUGUUCCUCAAAUGGAAGCAUUUGAACAAGUUCCAGGUCAGCCAGCAUCACCUAUGCUCUCCAGUGCAAUUCACAAUCCACAGCUUCGCAAUGCUUCAUACCAAUCAUCUUUUCAAAGGCCACAUUCACCCUAUACUCAGGUAGAGCCAGACUUUGAUUACAUUGAAGAGCCAGAUGCUGGCCCCCUUCUUUCCAAUGCUCUUCAAAAUUCAAAUGUCCGCAAUGCUUCUUACCGAACACAUUUACGUCGCAGGGGAUCCCGUGUCCCCCCUGGCUAUAGUCCAAUGGGAUCUCCAGUUCUUUCAUCAGCUUUGCAGAACCAAAAUAUUCGUAAAGCAUCAUACCGAGGACCUGUCCAGGGAAUGGUCUCCCCUUAUACAGCUGUGCCAGGUUACAGGCAGGAUCCUAGGAAAUCUCCUUAUCUGUCUGAUGCAUUGCACAACCCCCAACUACAUGGUGCCACUUACCGCUUACCUGAUGGGUCAUUAGUAUAUGGUAAUCAGGUAGCAAAUGUACACUCUUCUCCCAUGCUAACCGAUGCAAUUGGAAAUAGUCAGCUCCAGAAUGCUUCAUAUAGACUUCCUGCUGGGUCCAUAGUGGACCCACGACAGCAACAAUCUUUCUCACCAAACCUCUCAAAUGCUCUGCAGAACCAAAACAUAAGAAAUGCCUCUUAUAGACUUUCAGAUGGAUCGAUAAUAUACCCAGAUUCUCAUUUGCAACAAACUUCUCCAAACCUGUCCAAUGCUUUAAGGAAUCCAAAUGUGAGGAAUGCAACUUAUAGACUUCCUGAUGGAACAAUAAUAUACCCAGACUCUCAUUUACAGCAACCUACUUCUCCAAACUUGUCCAGAGCCUUGCAGAAUCCAAAUAUGAGGAAUGCAACUUAUAGACUUCCAGAUGGAACUCUUGUAACAGCAGGACAACAACAGUCAACCUCACCAAACCUGUCGAAUGCACUUCAGAAUCAGAACAUUAGGAAGGCAUCAUAUAGAUUGCCAGAUGGGACAAUAAUAAUGGCCGAUCAGGAACCAACAUCUCCAAAUCUGGCCAGUGCACUGCAGAACCAAAACAUUCGAAAAGCAACUUACAGAUUGCCAGAUGGCACAUUAAUAACAGACUAUGGGCAGCCCACAUCUACUUCCCCAAAUUUAUCAAAGGCACUUCAAAACCAACAAAUGAAAAAUGCCAGUUAUCGUUUACCUGAUGGCUCAGUUAUAAGUGGACCAGUUUACCAACCUAAGUCUCCAAAUUUGUCAAGCGCACUUCAGAAUCGGGAUUUGCGCAAUGCUACUUACAGGUUGCCUGAUGGCUCCAUAAUAAGCGCUGAUGCAAGUUAUAAACCUACAACCCCAACUCUUUCCUCUGCACUGAGAAAUGACGGUUUGAAAAAUGUCUCUUAUAGGCUUCCAGAUGGAUCUGUCAUUUCACAAGCUUUGUAUAAACCAAGAAGCCCAAACAUUUCAAACGCCUUGCAGAAUGACAAUAUUCGCAGGGCUCAAUACCAAUUGCCAGACGGAUCUGUUAUUUCAGCAGAUCCUCGAAGACAUAAAAGUCCGAAUCUAUCACAAGCACUUCUAAAUCAAAAUCUUCGCCAGGCCACAUACAGAUUACCUGAUGGAUCAGUCCUCUCACAAGGAUUUGAAGUCUCCACUUCGCCACAUUUAAUGGAUGCUCUGAAGAAUGCUGACCUGAAGAAAGCUUCUUAUCAACUACCAACAGGGAUCUCCACCUAUUUGACCUCCUCUGGGCAGGUGGUUAUUGGACCAGAUGGCCGUUAUGUUGUAGUUCCACCACAGAGAAAAGGUCCAGGUCCAGAAGAUCACUGGGCUCAGAAUGACAGAGACGGACAAACUGCAGAGGACCAUUGGGCUGCAGAAAAAGUCUUGCCUCAUGAUACAGUACAGAACCUCAUUAAAUGGUCUAUGUACCGAGAUGAGAAAAUGAUGGAUUAUCUUACCCCACCACCAGCUAGUAUUAGGCCAGGGGAAACAGAGCUGCAGUGGGUACCAGAUCGUGAAGGGGAGCCAAGAGGGCAGUGGUAUGACAAGAUGUAUUCUAUAAGAAGCCUGCCUACUGUCAGCUACAGGGUGAAAAGGGAAGGAGAUGGAGCUGAGGACAUGACACAAAUGGAAGAGCUUACUGAGGCAGCAGUAUUAAUAAACCUGAAGAUUCGCUUUGAUCAAGCACUUAUCUAUACAUACAUUGGCAGUAUUUUGGUGUCUCUGAAUCCAUACCAACUAUUUAACAUCUACGGCACAGAUGUGGUUCUGCAGUACGAGGGCCAUGGCUUGGGAGAUAACCCACCUCAUCUCUUUGCCAUUGCAAACAUUGCCUACACCACAAUGAUGGACAUCAAGCAAAACCAGUGCAUCAUUAUCAGUGGGGAAAGUGGUUCUGGAAAGACAGAGGCGACCAAACUGGUUCUGAGGUACCUCACUGCUAUUCACCAUAAGAGGAACAUUACGCAACAGAUUGAGAUUCUAGAGGCAACUCCUCUGUUAGAGUCGUUUGGGAAUGCUAAGACGGUUCGAAAUGAUAACUCCAGCCGCUUUGGGAAAUUUGUGGAGGUCUUUUUGGAGGAAGGGGUGAUCAGUGGUGCCAUAACCUCGCAGUAUCUACUGGAGAAGUCCAGGAUCGUUUUUCAGGCCAAAGAUGAGAGAAACUACCACAUCUUUUAUGAGAUGCUGGCUGGACUUCCUGCGCACACAAAACGGGCCUUCUACCUACAGGAGGCUGAAACCUACUACUACCUGAACCAGGGUGGUAACUGUGAGAUCAUUGGGAAAGAUGACGGGGAGGACUUCAGGAGGCUACAGAGUGCCAUGGAUAUUCUCCACUUCAGUCCUGAGGACCAGAGCAGCAUAUUCAGAGUGCUCUCAUCCAUACUGCACUUGGGCAAUGUCUUUUUCCAUAGAGUGGAGACAGAGGUGCAGGAGACAGCUGGUGUGGUGAGCACUCAGGAGAUUCGUGCAGUAGCCGAUCUGUUGCAGAUUUCCCCAGAGGGUCUGCAAAAAGCCAUCACCUACAAAGUGACGGAGGCAAUGAGAGAGAAGAUAUACACUCCCCUCUCAGUAGAAAGUGCUGUGGAUGCCAGAGAUGCAGUUGCCAAGAUCCUUUAUUCCUUGCUCUUUCAAUGGCUGACAGAACGUAUCAAUGGGCGGGUCUACCCCAGGAACGAGGCGCUGUCCAUAUCUUUACUGGAUAUAUAUGGGUUUGAGACCUUGACGUUCAACAGCUUUGAGCAGCUUUGUAUCAACUAUGCUAAUGAGAGCCUGCAGUUCUUCUUCAGCAAAAUCAUUUUCAAACAGGAACAGGAAGAGUACAUUCGAGAGCAAAUCAACUGGAAAGAACUAACCUUCACCGACAACCAAGCAUGCAUAGACCUCAUCGCUGCAAAGCCCCAUGGGAUACUCCGCAUCCUUGAUGACCAGAGCUGCUUUCCACAGGCCACUGACAACACCUUCCUUCAGAAGUGCCACUAUCAUCACGGAAACAACCCCCUUUACUCCAAGCCAAAAAUGCCACUGCCAGAGUUCACUGUCUAUCACUAUGCUGGUCGUGUAACUUACCAGGUCCAUAAAUUCCUGGAUAAGAACUACGAUCAGGUUCGUCAGGAAGUAUUGGAUCUGUUUAUUCAGAGCCAGAUCCGAAUAGUGUCCAAUCUCUUCAUAAGGCACGCUGAGAUGCUGAAUCAUCAGAAAGGAGCAAUGAACAGGAACAGUACAGUGACUCGGAAAUAUCAGCCCUCUACUGUGGCCGCCAAGUUCCAGCAAUCACUACAGGAGCUUCUAGACAAGAUGGAGAGGUGCAACCCAUUUUUUGUCCGCUGCAUGAAGCCAAAUAAUAAUAAGGAACCUGGUAUAUUUGACCCUGAGUUGGUUGCUACUCAGCUCAGAUAUUCAGGAAUCCUGGACACGGUCCGCAUCAGGAAGGAGGGCUAUCCAAUCAGAGUGCCGUUCCAUAAAUUCUUAAACAGGUACAAAGCCCUGCUAGGAAUGAAGAAGCCGCCACCUCCAGAUGGAGAUAAUUGUGUCAUUAUGUUAAUGAAGCUCUGCCCAAUCAACAAGGGAGAUUAUCAAGUGGGUGUGUCAAAGCUCUUUCUAAAGGAGAAUGUGUAUCAGUUAUUGGAAAGUAAACGUGAUCGUAUGAUUCAUGUAGCUGCACUGACCCUUCAGCGUUAUGUACGAAUGUAUUUUGUCCGGAAGAAUUUCCUCAAGUUUCGUGCGGACAUGACAAAGCUUCAGGCUCAUGGCAAGGGCUACCUGGCCAGGCAGCGGUUUCUGCGAAUGCGUAUACACCUGAUCAAACACCGUGCAAUGGUCCGACUUAUUGUCAAUCGCAAAAGAUACAUAAGGGUCAACCUCUUUUUAGCGAGAAGAGCAGAGGAGGAGAGGAGAAGGAUUGAGCAGGAGCGAAUAAGCAGGGAGGUGGUAAAUGUGACUCAGCUGGUGAUUCCUGCAGAGCUGGGAGGACUGUUACAGGCCACAGCAGCUGGUAGGGAGCGUCAUUCAGACUGCUUGGCUCUGGUUCAGGCUCCAAGAAUACAAACAGAUCCCCAGCUCACUCUUCCACUGGACAUCAACAACCAUUUGAUGACCAAAUAUAUACGCACACAUUUCAGGGAAUUGCUGUUUGGAAUGCUAACAGCACCACUCGAGAACUCACUGACCCGACUAGAAGAUGAUCUGAAACAGGAUGCUCUUGAUGUGUUUAUACUGAUUUUGCGUUUUAUGGGAGAUCCAAACCUGAAUGGAGCUCAAGAAAACCUGUUUGGAAAUUACAUCAUUCAGAGAGGCCUUGCCACUCCACCAAUCAGAGAUGAGAUCUUAGCGCAGAUAGCCAAUCAGGUGUGGCGGAAUGAAAACACCAGAAAUGCAGAGAGAGGAUGGUUGCUGAUGGCCGCCUGUUUAAGUUCCUUUGCCCCAUCUGAGAAGAUGGAGAAAUAUCUGCUAAAAUUUGUGUCAGACUAUGCUCUGAAUGGCUUUAAGGCAUUGUGCCAACACAAACUCAUCCAAGCCAUGCAGAAAUCCAACCAAGUCCCUGAAGCAUCUCGAACAUACCCUCUAUCCCUGCUAGAGUGGACUGCCACCCGCAAAAAAGCACACAUGGUGCUCCAGGUGCACUGUUUUGAUGGUGUGUCUUUCCUGUGUCCUGUCCAUUCCUGGACCAAUGGAGAAGGCAUUGCAGGAGACGUUCUACAGCACAGGGGCGUGUCCUCUGAGAGUCUAUGGGGUUGGUCGGUUCUGAUGAAGGAGCCGGCGCAGUGGGUGGAGUUGGAGGGUCAUGAUUACGUUCUAGAUCUGGUGUGUGACCUGGAGCUGCUGGCAGACUUUCCCAAACAGAAAACAUACUUUAUCAUCUCUACCGAAGACCCCAGCAAGGCACGACCUAACGCGAGCAUAAGUCUCUUUGGCAGUGGAUUUGACGAGGAUGAGGAUGGACCGCUCUCGUACGCCAACCGAACGAGCGCCAUUGCAACCAACAGCUUACCAAUUUCUGAAGGCCACUACAAUCUGGACUCAGAACCACCCUAUGAUGGCACUCAGAGAGGCAUGGACCGGUAUUUGGACAGCCUGUUUGACCCAGUUCUGUCUGAUGGAACUGGGGACCUUGAUGCAUCGGCUUUGUCCGGGAGGAUGAAGGGAGGAGGAGGUGUAGGUGGUGAUGAAGCACAGUCUCCUGCUAGGGACACUAUCUCAGCUGCACUUAAGCCUGGAGCAGUGAGAGUUCUGCCACCCAUACCAGGUGCUUCAGAAAUGCCCAGUAUGCCAGCAGGACCCCCAGUGCCAGACCAGCAGCAAACAGUCCUGGCCCAACAGCAGCAAACCAUUAUCAACCAGCAAGCUGUCAUUAUGGCUCAGCAGAUGACCAUGCAGGCGAUGGCUAUGGUGACCAGUCCAGUGUCCAGUCCACCAAUGUCUCCUCUCACCAGCCCCCCAACCAGCCCUCCACCCACUCCCUACAACACUCUGCCGCCCAGCCCAUACCCCGCCGUCCCUCCCAGCCCCUACGCUAAUAUACCUCCCAGUCCUUACGCCCCACCUCCCCUGUCCAUGUACACGGCCCCCCCGGUGAUCCCUCAACCUGACCCCACCAUCCCCUCUACUUCGAUCAACACCACCCCCAGCACCUCAGAGGAGCAACAGGAGCCCAAAGAGAAGAAGAGCCCAACACCACAGCCACGGAGCACCACCACCACAAAGGCUGUUUCAUCUAAUGGGACAUUAGGGAAGAAACAAGCCCCCGCUGCACCCAUUAAACUUGACAGCAGGCCUGCCAAAAGACAUGCUCCUGUCGCCAUCACGGGUCCCAUGCGUUCAGCUCCGGCUCCGGGCACGGAGGUGGUUAAAUAUUCAGUCUCUAACUCCGAGCACAUCGUUCCCAGCCACAACAUUAAAGAUAUCAUUAAGCAAUAUCAAACACCGCCCCCAGAACCUUGACUUGUGUCUGAUGACAGGCGAGAAGGUAAGGGUUUUGUGAAGAAGAUGAACCCACAUGAUGAGGCAAUGCAGAUCCUAAAAACACAGAAGGACAAUCCACCUCCUCCACAGGUAUGUCUACCUCUAUCACGGCUGGACUAACCAGCUCCUGCUCCAGCUGCUGUGCCCAGAGAUGGAGGCCUCAAACCAACUAAAAGCAGCAAGAAGAAAGCACCAGAGCCACCUCUAACUUUACCACCACCAGUGCCCAGAGAUCUUCCAGUGGAAUCUGAGAGCAUCCAAACACAGCUGCACAGGAGCAGCACAGAGGAGCAUUACACCUACACUAACGUUCCCUGGAAGAUAUAUCUCAGGAAGGAGGUCUUCUAUCCUAAAGACACUUGGAAUCAUCCUCUAGUGCUGGACCUCAUAUUCAAACAGAUUGUUAAUGACACAUUUACAGAAGCCUGUGUUCGCAUUACUAAAGAGGAGAGGCAGAAAAUGCAAACCUUGUUUGCACAAUAUGGCAUCGAGCCGAACACAGAUGUUCAGGAUGAAAGUGUGAAGAAAGCUGUGAUUACAGCUGCCAGGGAGUCAUGGGAGAUUUAUUUUUCUCGCCUUUUUCCUGCCUCUGGCAGUGUUGGUACUGGAGUACAGGUGCUGGCAGUGUCUCAUUCUGGUAUCAAACUUCUCAAGACAGUCAAAAGCAGCACUGCAGCUCCCGACUACUUCCGAGUGCUCCGUCCAUACAGCUACACAGACAUCCUGUUUGUGACCAUCCCCUCUCAAAACAUGCUGGAGUUUAAUCUGAUGAAUGAGAAAUUGAUUCUGUUCUCGGCCAAAGCUCCUCAGAUCAAACAUAUGGUUGAUCUCUUCAUCGCUCACCUUAAGGAGGAUUCUGAGUAUGUCGUAGCAGAGAGAAACUUCAUCACAGACGACAGAGCUCUUCUCGGCUUCCAUAAAGGAGAUAUCAUUCGUCUGCAGGCCAUGGAUGGGUUAGAGGAGGGUCAGAGUUACGGGUGCGUGGUGAAGAAAAAAGUCAUUUACCUCGAGGAGCUGAAGAGAGGCACCCCAGAUUUUGGCUGGAGGUACGGAGCGGUGCAGGGUCGGAGUGGAGCAUUCCCCAAGGAUUGCGUGGUUCCUGUAGCUGCUCCUGAUUUCCUGAGUCUCCCGGCAGAGAGGAGAGAUGAGCCGAGGGACAGACAGGGCCGAGUGGCAGCAUCAGGGGCUAUCGCUCUCGCAGUGGCCUCCACCGCAGCUGCACAUGAGCUGGACCCGUCACUAGAGUCUGAUGGAUUCGGGGAUUUCAGCGACACUGAAGCUGAGGGGAAUAUUCUUUUGGACAGUCAGUACAACAUGGUGGAGUUUGCCAGGAAACAUUUCCGAACGUCAGACGGAAACCAGAGAGAUAAAUCCAAAAAAGGGAAAGGAAAUAAAGACCCUGCAGAGAUGGUGAAAUUCAGCAAGAACCCUAUCCUGGAGUCCCUCAUAGACUUCACUGACCCCAACAUGAACCGGGUUGCUUCUGAAAUUUUCCUGACCAUAAUGAAGUUCAUGGGAGAUCAUCCUCUCAGAGGCCAGUCAGAGCAGUUUGUGGUUUGCACCUUCCUGAAGUUAACGGGUGAAUAUGGACUGAUGAAGGAUGAGGCGUACUGUCAAGUCCUCAAACAGAUUACAGCCAACACCAGCUCUAAACCUGACAGCUGUCAGAAGGGCUGGCGGUUACUCUACAUUCUGACGGCAUUUUACCGCUGCUCUGAAGUGCUCAAACCAUUCUUACUCAAGUUCCUACGAGACGUCUGCAGAAGUCCAGAAGUGCUUUUUCAUGGGAUUGCUAAAGCUUGUGAGCAGAACCUGAGAAAGACCUUUCAGUUCGGUGGCAGGAGCGUUUACCCCAGCGGCAUGGAGCUCAAAGCCAUAAUGGCUGGUCGGAGCUCAAAGCGACAGCUGUUUCUAUUUCCUGGAGGAAUUGAGAGACAUUUGAAGAUCAAAACCUGCUCAGUUGCACUGGAUGUCAUAGAGGAGUUGUGUUAUGAGAUGGCGUUACAAAGGCUGGAGGCAAUGGAUGAGUACACAAUUUUCAUAGUGAUCAACAGAGGCCUGAAUGUGCGGCCCCUCAAUAAGAGAGAGUACAUAUUAGACAUCGCAACCGAGGCUGAGCAGGUCGAUCCCAACUACAGCUUCUGGUUCAGACGAGUCAUCUGGGCCCAUCCACUUAAGUUCGACAAUGAGCUCUGUGUCACCAUGCACUAUAACCAGGUUCUGCCAGACUACCUGAAGGGUCUGUUGAAUGUGGUACCUCAGGGAAAGAUCAGUGAACAGCAGUUUAACCAGUUUGCCAAACUUGCUGCUCUUCAGCACAGAGCCAAAGACAGUCUCUACACGCCUACUAUUCAUGAGCUGACAGAAUACGUCCCAGUUGAGAUCUUUGGCAGACAAGUGCCUCAGCAGUGGAUGCAGCUGGUUGCCCAACAUGUACAUGCCGUCCAGAGCCUGAACCCUCACCAGGCCAGAUCCCAGUUCCUGGGUUUGGUGUGUGCGUUUCCCAUGUUUGGAUCGUCCUUCUUUUACAUCCAAAGCAGCAGCAACAGCACCAUUUCUGCACCGUGCGUCCUCGCUGUCAGUCAGAAUGGACUGCACUUCCUUCACAAAGACACUCAUGAGGUGCAGGUGAAGUUCCCGCUGAAGCUGAUUCAGUCUGCUCACACACAGCGGCCCAGCGCUGGAUCCAGUUACCCUUAUGUAGACGUGCUGAUAGGAGACUUAACCAACCACAGAGUCACACAGUUACAGCUGGAACAGGGUCUGGAGCUGUGUCGGGUCAUCGCCAUGCACAUUGAGAAUAUGCUCUCUGUCCGAGAGAAGAGGCUGACGCUGCCGCCCAGUGAAAUCACCAUGCUCUAACAAAGUCUGUAUACCAACAAAUACUACGCUUUCUGCAUAUGCGAAGUCUAGAAUCAGGUUAUUUUCCAUUCGCUGAUUCUCUCAUCACGACUAAACCAUACCUCUCAAUGCAAUGUUUGCACUAAUCAUGUGUAGUUGUUCACAUGUUAUGUACAGAAGACACAAAAUGAAUAAAAAGCAUUAUUUUUGUAUCGAACGCAUAAUAUUUAUACAGAUGGAUUAUUAUUGUGCAAAACUGUACUGUAGAUGCGGAAGUACUGAAAUGUUUUUAUAUUAAACGUUUACCACUUGCAGGUAUAAGUUUGAGUGAAGAGAGACGUUACUCAGGAGAACAGCGUGAAUGUAAUCUUUUUUCAAUCGCAUUCUCUUACGCAGGCUUUCAAUGAAAUGGUAGUUUUCAA